Colletotrichum karsti is the source of this 1257-nucleotide messenger RNA. Its product is annotated as DnaJ domain-containing protein. Gene Ontology annotation, cellular component: endomembrane system. The transcript has 3 exons. Bases 1 to 1257 code for a protein of 418 amino acids. Lineage: Eukaryota; Fungi; Ascomycota; Sordariomycetes; Glomerellales; Glomerellaceae. The record is from RefSeq and is a predicted model, not a curated record.
AUGAGGUUCAGCAUUCUGUCUGUUGGCCUCUUGGCCCUGUCGCCGUUGACCGCGGCCUGGAGCAAAGAAGAUCGCGAGAUCUUCCGCAUCCGUGAUGAGAUCAAGGCGCACGAGCCGAACCCCGACAUGACCUUCUACGACCUCAUGGGCAUCAAGAACAGCGCCUCCAUCGACGACAUCACAAAGGCCUACCGCAAGAUCUCCCGCUCCCUUCACCCCGACAAGGUGCGCCAGCAGCUCAUCGCCGAGCGCGCCAAGGCCAAGAAGGACAAGAAGAAGAACCCCGGCGUCAACGUCAACAAGCCCCCCACCCAGAAGGAGAUCAAGGCCGCCGUCAAGAUCGCCUCGGAGCGCCAGGCCCGUCUCGGUCUCGUCCGCAACAUCCUCAGCGGGCCCGACCGCGACCGCUACGACCACUUCCUCCGCAACGGCUUCCCCGCCUGGAAGGGCACCAACUACUACUACAACCGCUACCGCCCCGGCCUCGGCACCGUCCUGUUCGGCGUCUUCCUCGUCGCCGGCGGCGCCUUCCACUACAUCGCCCUGUACAUGUCGUGGAAGCGCCAGAGGGACUUCGUCGAGCGCUACAUCAAGUUCGCUCGCAAUGCUGCCUGGGGCGACAACCUGAACAUCCCCGGCAUCGACGACGCCCCGGCCCCCGCGCCCGCUCCGGCCGCCGAUGAGGACUCAGACGCCCCUCCCGUCCCGAGGAACCGCAAGGAGCGCCGCAUGCAAGAGCAGGCUGCCCGCAGAGGCGCCGCCAAGGAGGGCAGGUCGCGCGGCCGCAAGCCCGCCGGCAGCGGCACCGCCACUCCCCGCGAGGCCGCCGUCGUCCAGUCCUCCGGCCCUACUGGAUCCAAGAAGCGCGUCGUCGCCGAGAACGGCAAGAUUCUGGUUGUUGACUCCGUUGGCGACGUCUACCUCGAGGAAGAGAACGAGGACGGCGAGGUGGAGCAGUUCUUGCUUGAUCCCAACGAGCUCCCUCAGCCCACCAUCCGAGACACCGCGCUCGUCCGCCUCCCCAUCUGGGCCUACAACCGCACCGUCGGCCGCGCCCUCAACAAGAACACCGACGAGGUUGACUUCGAAACGGAGGAGCUCGACUCCGACGACGGCGAGGUCCAGAACACCCCCAGCUCCGACUCGGCCGCCGACGACUUUGAGCUCCUGGAAAAGUCCACUGAUUCCCUCGGCAAGGCCAAGGCCAGCGGAGCGCAGACCGGCAAGGCCAACAAGCGCAAGAACAAGAAGAGGUGA